Molecule: messenger RNA, 1067 nt
Organism: Myiozetetes cayanensis
Lineage: Eukaryota; Metazoa; Chordata; Aves; Passeriformes; Tyrannidae
Product: foot protein 1 variant 2-like
Exons: 4
Coding region: 1-888 (295 amino acids)
Source: RefSeq, a predicted model, not a curated record
AUGGUGACAAUGGCACACCUUGGUGGGCAUCAUCCCCCCUCCUGGUCCUCCUGGACCAUCCUGGCACCAGUCAUCUCCUGGACCAUCCUGGCACCAGUCACCCCCUCCUGGACCAUCCUGGCACCAGUCAUCUCCUGGACCAUCCUGGCACCAGUCACCCCCUCCUGGUCCUCCUGGACCAUCCUGGCACCAGUCAUCUCCUCCUGGUCCUCCUGGGCCAUCCUGGCACCAGUCACCCCCUCCUGGACCAUCCUGGCACCAGUCAUCUCCUCCUGGACCAUCCUGGCACCAGUCAUCUCCUCCUGGACCAUCCUGGCACCAGUCACCCCCUCCUGGUCCUCCUGGUCCAUCCUGGCACCAGUCACCCCCUCCUGGACCAUCCUGGCACCAGUCACCCCCUCCUGGACCAUCCUGGCACCAGUCACCCCCUCCUGGACCAUCCUGGCACCAGUCACCUCCUCCUGGACCAUCCUGGCACCAGUCAUCUCCUCCUGGUCCUCCUGGUCCUCCUGGCACCAGUCACCCCCUCCUGGACCAUCCUGGCACCAGUCAUCUCCUCCUGGUCCUCCUGGACCCAUCCUGGGUCCUGGACCCAUCCUGCUGCCAUCAUCUCCUGCUGGUCCCAUCUUGGCACCCAUCAUCUCCUCCCAGUACUCCUGGACCCAUCCUUUAGUUCAGAAUCUCCUCCUGGAUCUCCUGAGCCCAUCUUGGUGUCCACCAUCAACUCCUGAUCCUCCUGGACCCAUCCUGGAUCCUGCUGCCAUCAUCUCCUCCUGGUCCCAUCUUUGCACCCAUCAUCUCCUCCCAGUACUCCUGGACCCAUCCUGGAGUUCAGAAUCUCCUCCUGGAUCUCCUGAGCCCAUCGUGGUGCCUACCAUCAACUCCUGAUCCUCCUGGACCCAUCAUCUCCUCCUGGACCCAUCUUGGUGUCCACCAUCAACUCCUGAUCCUCCUGGAGCCAUCACCUCCUCCUGGAGCCAUCCUGGUGUCCAUCAUCAACUCCUGAUCCUGCUGGACCCAUCAACUCCUGCUGGCCCCACCUUGGCACCCAUCAUCAAGUCCUGAUC